Cladocopium goreaui is the source of this 1088-nucleotide messenger RNA. The record is from the annotation of a GenBank genome assembly. NCBI's taxonomy places the organism in Eukaryota, Dinophyceae, Suessiales, Symbiodiniaceae.
AGCGUCCAUGAGCCAUGGAUGAGUUGGAGCUGGCCUACUUGCGAAGCUCCUUCCUGGAGCCGAAGGAAUGGGGCUUUGGUGAGCCUUCCUACAUGAUGGCUCGGCCACUGCAAGAGCCCAGUGACAGGCUGUACAAAAGCUGGGAAGAGCUCCAGGGCCUUGCGGGUCAAUUGUUGGUCCUCGGUGAGAGGGCCACCACUGUGUGUGACCGACAGCGGCCAUUGCGGCGAUGGACGCAGGAGAAUUACGCAUGCAGACGAUCCAUCGUGGAUCUGCAAAGUCAAGUGCAGCGACUUCAACGUUGGGCAAGCAUGGAUGAGAUUGGAGUAGACAUCGACUCCAGGCCCAUUCUAGCGCAGCACAGAGCCGCUGUUUAUGCUUUGCUCAACACCACUGCGUUGAGUGUGGCCACAUCGGCCACGUUUGCAGUGGCCUCAAUCUUUGAGCUUUGUCGAAGCCUUGCGAAGCGUUUGGAGAUCCUCAGGUGGCAUUUGACAUACUUCCUCUUGCAGCUGGUCCUUCAGGAUGCCAAGAUUCACUAUCACGAGUACUGUUGCACAAGUGGUGAAGUCCUGGCUUCCGUGGCUGGGAGUUUGCAAACAAAUGCCACCCUGGUGGAGGUAGGUGUUGAGACUGGUUCAACUUCUGCGGAACUCUUUGAGCUUUUGCCGCAGUCCGUGCGCUUGGUGGGUGUAGACCCUUUUGUCUAUGAUGUACCAGAAGAUGAUUUGUCGACUUGGGAGAAGGACCAGCGAAAGAUGCUAUCAAUGCGCUAUGAUGCUGACUGGCUAGAAGGCAUUGCCAAAGCUGCUGAAGCCAUUUACGCCAAUGCCAAUGCAGCCGACAGAGCUGGUACAGCUGGUGCGGCUGGUGCCUCAAUGCCGCGGGGCCAGUUGUGGAAGAUGACAUCUCUGGAGGCUGCCAAGCGCUUUUCCAACAGUGAUCAUAGUGAUCUACCGGCAGAUCUCGUUUUCAUUGAUUCCGAUCAUUCUGAGGCAGCAGUUUCCAAAGACAUCGCUGCAUGGCUCAGGGUACUUUCGAGGGGUCGUGGACGCCGAAUUCUUUCAGGGCAUGAUUUUACUCUGAUG